Messenger RNA from Rhea pennata, 6917 nucleotides. RefSeq names its product USP6 N-terminal-like protein. Lineage: Eukaryota; Metazoa; Chordata; Aves; Rheiformes; Rheidae. Bases 457 to 3216 code for a protein of 919 amino acids. The record is from RefSeq and is a predicted model, not a curated record. The transcript is spliced from 15 exons.
GGCAGCUUCAGUUCUGUUCUUCAGUGUAAUUUCAAUGAAAUGAGGAGUACAGCGAGGAGGAAAGGAAGCUGGUUGCAGCACCUGCGUUUAUUUUCCACCAGCAUCAUUGAGCGGUACAGCGCUUGUGUUGUGUGAGUUUGGAGGUAAAGAGAGCCUGCAUGGAGAGAGCUUCCUGGGUUGCCUUUUCUCCUGGCUGCUUGUUGUGAGCGCUCGUGUGCAGGAGCAGUGGCGAGGAGUGCCGUGGCGCUGAUCUGGGAAUGCGCAAGCCAGCCAGAAAGACGAGACUUGGAACUGGCAGGGUGUGACAGCAGAGGACGGAGGAUUAUUGUGAUCUAUGGCAGAGACAAACAGCUCAGCGCUGGGAGAGCUUCCCACCAGUUAGAUGCUCAAAGCGGGGAGAACAACUCCAGCUGAACUGAUGCAUCUUGGCACCUGAUAGCAAGCUCAGCUUCUGACAUGAAGAAAGAUAUAGACUCUUUAAUAGCCCGGGAAAAAGCGGAGAUCGUUGCCAAGUAUGAGAAGGGCAGGCAGGAAGGAACUCAGAUUGAUCCAUGGGAAGAUGCCGACUUCACCCUGUAUAAAGUUACCGACCGUUUUGGAUUUCUGCACGAGCAGGAGCUGCCGACACGCACUGCGCUGGAAGAAAAGCAAAAACAUCAAGAAAUUGAACGAGUGGACAAGUGGCUAAAGAUGCUGAAGAAAUGGGGCAAAUACAGAAACAGUGACAAGAUGUAUCGGCGAGUGUACAAGGGGAUCCCUCUCCAGGUGCGAGGCCAGGUCUGGUCACUCCUACUGGACGUCGAGAAGAUGAAGAAAGAGAAUGAAGGGAAGUACGAGAAAAUGAAGGAACAAGCAAAGAGCUUUUCGUCGGAAAUCAAGCAGAUAGAUUUGGAUGUUAACCGCACCUUUCGAAACCAUAUCAUGUUUCGGGAUCGCUAUGGAGUGAAGCAGCAGGCGCUGUUCCACGUGCUGUCAGCAUACUCAGUUUAUAACACUGAAGUGAGCUACUGUCAAGGGAUGAGUCAGAUUGCGGCCAUCCUGCUGAUGUAUUUAAAUGAAGAGGAUGCAUUUUGGGCACUGGCACAGCUGCUAACCAACCAGAAGCACGCGAUGCAUGGUUUUUUCAUUCCUGGGUUCCCAAAGCUGCAGAGAUUUCAAGCUCAUCACGAGCAGAUUUUAAGCAAACUGUUUCCAAAGCUGAAGAAGCACAUGGACAAGGAACAGAUGACUACAGGGAUUUACACGACCAAAUGGUUCCUCCAGUGUUUCAUCGAUCGGACGCCUUUCACUCUCACUUUGCGCCUGUGGGAUAUCUACAUCCUGGAAGGAGAACGGGUCCUGACAGCCAUGGCUUACACAAUACUCAAACUGCACAAAAAACGCUUGCUGAAGAUGUCUCUGGAAGAUUUACGGGAAUUUCUGCAGGAGAAAAUUGCUGCUUCUUUACAGUUUGAGGAUGAUGCUGUGAUUGAGCAACUGCAGGUGUCCAUGACUGAACUGCGCAAGAUGAAAUUCGACCUCCCCCCACCAGCAAAGCCUGAGGAAUUCCCACGGAAACCCCUGGGCCUGGAUCUCUCUCUCAACCUUGUGGCAGUGAAGGCCAACAUCGCAGCCAAUGGCCAGAAUGGCAUCGUGGGUGAGCACCACCCGGACAGGGAUGCCACACAGCCAUCUCUGAACAAAAGCCCUGGAGCUCCAGGAGAAAUGGCCACUGAUGCGAGCACAGCGGUAACUGGAAGGACUCCUGAUCUCCAGCGCAGCAAACCAGCUGAAGUGGCAGACGCCUAUGUGCAUCCACCAAAGAGCCAGGACAAGGAGCAGCCUUUAGAGGAUGAUCAGGUGGGAUCACCCAGGAAAGCUGCUGGUGAGAUCCCACCCCAGCAGCCCCCUCUUCUGAAAGCAAGCGAGAUACAGACCUUCCCAGAAAGCCAAGAUGAUGCCUCUGCCACUAGAGACCUUGUCUCAUGUGGGAGUCCAUGGAUUAAGCCUGGGAGGUGUCAGGGGAAACAGCAGGAAAACAAACUGCUAGCCCCUGCAGACAGUAUGAACAAAACUGCUGGCCCUGCAACGGCUCGGUCACCAGUGCUGCAUCGGGUCCUGCCAGCCUUGCCAGCCAAGGGCUGCUCUGAGAGAGACACUAACACGUGGGGUCAGGCCCUGCGGGCGGACCUGCCUGUUCUCAAUCACAGUCAUGCAGCAGUGGAUUGUGAGUCUCCAAGCCAAACUCUCUCCCUUUCCACCCCUGCUGAGCACAGCUCCGUAGACUCUUCUCUUCAAAACGUGCCAAGUCCUCCAGACUCAAGCACCACAACCUCUUCUGUAGAUCUACUAGCUGGGGAGGUUUUGCCAUUGCCUGAGCAGCUUUCCAACGUGGACUGCUCAGCAGGGCAGCCAAAUCUUGUGGCGUGCAAUUUGCCAGAAGGACAACAAAUGUCUCCCUUGUGUAAAGAGAAAGCACUUGAUGCCCUUCCUGUUCCUCUGCCAGAUGGCAGGCAACAGCUUUCUAACACAUCUCAGUACGAUAACUUCCCUGAGAGUGAGUACAGGGAAAACAUGGCUUAUUUACAGGUGGUCAAAACCGAGAAACAGUGCAGAGUGAUGCAGCUGAACAAAACACACUUCAGACACUUGGUACCCAAGUCUGCAUCUGUGGGUGAGCUUGCCAGCCUGCAGCAAAAUGGCCCAGGGAACACAGACGCAGCUGAUCAGCCAGGAGGCCUGGGCUCUGCAGCCUUCAACGCGUUUCCUUCGCAAAGGCUGUCUGGCGGCAGCGUGCCCAUCUUACCUGGGAGCGACUCAGGGACAGCAGGGCUGAUGGAGAGGGGCCACUUCCAGCCGAUGCCCUCCCCAGCCACAGAGAAGAAGAACAGCCCCUACACAGUUAUAAAGACCACCACCCCCCUUCAGGUAGCCCAUGCAACAGAGCAAGACUUCUUGAACAGAAAACAGGUGGCGCUGCCUUUGCCAGAGGCUGGCCGUCCCCUGGCUGCCACCUCCGUGGCUCCUGGUGGAGGGGCACCUCCUGCUGCAGAGGACUUUGAGGCAGUAGCUGCUCAAAAAGGCACUCAGAAAUCAUUAAAUGCACUGAGAGCACCACGGCCUCCCCUGAGCCCAAAACCAAAAUUGCCACCGAAGGUUACCAAAUCCCAAUCAGAGAAUAAUUUUGAUUCAGGCUCUGCUCUCCCAGCACAGUUGCCCAAAUCAGUGACAUUUUAGCAGGGAAAAGGGAGGGCAGGGAGAGGAAUUGGGUGCUGGAGCAACACUGUCCAUUCUUGAGACGUCCAUACAGUAGGUUUGUGUUUGCGUGACAACACAGCCUGCCUAGAGCGAGGAGGCAACUGUGUGCUGAGCUGUGCUUCGGUACAACUGCACAGGGGAAGCCUUGGUUCGUUACGUAUCAGCACCAGGAGGCACUAAAACUCAGUUUUGUUUUUCAUCCAUGGUUUCUUUUCUAUGGACAAAUAGGGAAGUGCUUGUAUUUUUGUUUCUUCCUGGAAACUUCCAAAGCCCUACCACUCUGGAGGGAGAGACAAGGCUGGUUAACUUGUUACAUAUUUUGUUGUUUUUCUACCUGUAUUUUGGCAGCUUGGUGGCUUACAAGCUGGAGGUGGGCAGCCAGGGGUAUGGCAGUAGGCACAAUGCAUAGGAGUGUGCAGAAGUAGAGGGAACCUUUCUUUACAAAUGACUGACCAGUGUGGCCAGCGGCAUUUCUUUCAAAGGCCUUUGUAGCAAUAGUUUUUUUUCUUUUUCAAAAUGAUAGCAGGCAGCAGCCUUUCAGGGGAGGUUGUAGAGCCUCUGCACGGUGUGCGGCAGCUUGCUGAAUAGUCUAUGCAAUUCCCAGCCAUUGCACGGAGUAGAGCUUGUGUGCCCACUGGUGUCCAUUUCUGUGUGCUGGAACUUCUGCUUCCCCCCAGCUGCAAUGGACAAUUUCCUAGAGGGGAACUGUUAACAGUGGUGAGCUCUUCUGCUCCUAGUGGGCCUCCUUGCCCUGACCUUGAAGGAGGACUACAAAGCAAGGUGGGAAUGUGGGUUGCACAUCUUUGGAUGGGUGUUAAAGACAGAGCACUGGUUGAUUGGAUUUUUUUUUCCCUCCUGAAGUUCUUGAGAUGACAAGCACAGUGAUGAAGGUUGAAUCUGGUCUCUCAGGGAGGCCUCUGAGUGGCCUGUUUCGUGCCCUCUCCCUUGCAGAUCCAAGACAGCAAGUGGGCUUGCUGCCUUACCAUUGACUGAACAGGAGAAGAGGCUGCUACCUUGGUAAACCACCAAGCAGCAUUGAGCUGUACUGAUGCAACAGAGUCAAUGCCCUGGCAGGUGUCUCGCUUUCACUACCGGGCUGCUGGAGGCAUGGUAAUGUCUAAGCACAGUGCCCAAGCCAAAUCCAGCUUCUACACUGAGCAAAUAGUUUCAGGGUGGAAAUGCUACAGGAGGUGGCAAGGGUGAGUGUGUUGCCCAGAACCUGUUCUCAGCCCUUCUGGUUUAGCAGUGCCAGAAAUCAGCAGCUGUAACCAAGAAAAGAGAGCUGGGCACGGAGGUUUGGAAUACAAUGCUUUUCUCAUAAAGCUGACAGGUGGGUGCAGAAGUGUCUUGCUGUAGAGCAUCAGUGUUGCAACAGCUCACUGCUGUGGAGACACCUGAGGGAGCCCUUCCACUCGCUCUCCCUUCACGCUGUGGAAAGUCACGGUGACCUAUCAUCAGGCCCUCCUCUUCCCAGUAACUGCUUGGGAUCCAAGCAGAGCCUUGCCUCCAACACUUCUGGGCAUACCCCACUGAAAAAAAACAUGUCCCCAUUCCCUAGCAGCUGCUCACUCCUACAAUGAAGGGACUUCAAUAUGAAGGCGUCUUGAUCAAUGCAGCAGGAAGUAAACUCUUGCCCAGAUGUGCUUGCUGCAGAUGCCACCUUUGGGACUGUGUGUCCAUCACUCCAAUGGAAACCUGUGCAGUAGCUUAUUUAAGGUUUGAGGUGACUUUACAACUAGCUGUUAUCUCCUGGGCUGAUGGAAAACCUACCUGGAAAAGCCCAGAAGGAGACUUCCACUAAAUCUGGGGGGAGGAAUCAGGUGUUUUUUGCACACGAGGUGGUUCAUGCUAGUGGCAGGUACAGACAUUGAAGGGAGCAGACCAUUGUCGGCUGGAUGUAGUUGACCAGACCACAGCACCCUCAGCUUACCCUCUUGUAACCCCUGUUCUGACAAGAGACCCCAUCUUGGGCCUUGAAGGAGUCUCUCAAUCUGCCUGUCCUCUCUUUCCGGGGAGCAGGGAUAAUCGUAUUAACUACCUCACAGGGGGGGUUGUGAGGAGUCAGUUGCUGCUUGGGGCACACUUUGAGGAGUGCUGUAUGAAUGCUCAGUAUUUGUAUUUUGAGACACCAUGGAUCAUUUUAAGGGCAAAGGUGCUUGAAUUGGUUUAAAUUUAGUGUACGUUUUUCAGUAACUGUGCAGCAGUUACACAUGUCUCUGUGUUAUAAUACCUGGGCAGUAUUUCCUACAGGUAUCAAUUGCCUUUAGCUAGGAACCAUACCCCUGCCGGCCUCUGGCCUUGGUGGAAAACAGUGAGAAGCAUCCAAGGGGCUGUUCUGCUCUUCCUGGCUCGGUUUCUGUAGCUUGGGGUCAGCUCUCUCCUUGAAGCACUCAUAGGACUUUGGCUAACUCCUACAGCUGUUCAGCUCACACAUGCAAGACCCUCUUUCCCCCUCAUUUCUGAUAGCUUUUGCAUGUCUUGUUUGCCAAUGUUGUGUGAGAGUCCUGGAUCCCCAUCCAGAAUGCGUCUAGGAUGUUUUGCAGUAUUUACAUUUAAAAGGUGAUUUGCUAUAAUUUUAAAAAGAGCCAUCAAAUUGUACACGUCUGGGGAAAGUGCAAAGGGGGUUUCUGCCCUCUUCUUCUCUGGCAGGUUUGGGAAGAGCUCCCACGGGCAAAGGUGCCCCCAGAAGUCCACUGAGAGCUACCAGCAUUGCACUGCUUUCCUUGGAGUGACGCCUCAGUUAGACCUGGUACUACUUCAGCAUGUCGUGUGCUCGUCUUUGCUGAUCAGCUACAUUAGCAUCUCUCCUUUUCUGCUUGUUUUUGCAGAUGAAUAUACAGCCUUUGCAGGUCUGGUCCCUGCUGUGACUGCACAGAGCCUCUGUAAGAGCAGCUCACUGCUCCUGAAAGGACUCAGUCUUUAAAGGACACCUCUGCUCCUGCCUGGAUUCUUGUGCCCUUUUUUUUCCUAGAGGCUCCAGGCUCUAGAAAGCCUCUGUGGCAGCAGAGGUGGGAAUGACAAGGCCCAGGCCCAGAUAUUUCUCUGGGGAUAGGACAGGAAGUUGAGCAGGAAUAAGAGGGGUGACAGGUCACUAGGACGACCACUGGCCAAAAGCCCUUUAACUCCUGCACCAGACUCCUUACAACAGCCUCAAGCCCAUAGCAAAAGCCAGUGUUAUUGCAAGCAAACUCAGGAAAACAGCUUCUCCACCCCUUCUUUGGUCUUGCAGUCCCAGGAUAGCUCUUAGGUGUUUAGUUUGACAGACAUGGGUGGUUUUUUGUUUUGUAAAUGAGCACUUUGAGCAGACGCAGCAGGCCCCGGUGCUUGGGAGCGCCCCCUCGUUGAAGCUGUAAUCUCUGCAGGUCUGUGGCAUUAGAGGUCAGUUUGUCUCUUCUGUGCACUUUGAUAGAUCUGCUACCAUUGGCUUUUAUUUUUAAUUGCUGUUCUUGUUUACAGCGUGGAACGCUUCCUCCAUGACUUUCUAAUGUAUUGUAAUUGCUACUUAAAAUCGUUUUUAUAUCUGUGCUUCCCCCCCUCCCUCCCCCCCCCUUUUUUUUUGUAAGAAAGUUUGGAAGACAAAGUCAAUCGUUUCUUUUUACUCUGAUCCAGACUGUACAUAGUAUUCAGUGCUGUGUUUCACAUGGUUGUAAUGAUAAUGGUUAAAGAAGUUUAGCAUAAAA